AUGAAACCUGGCGGGAGACAGCUUCUAGGUUUGGUCUUGGCCAUUUUCGGAGUCCUGGGGAGCAUCAUAAGCUGUGCUCUCCCCACAUGGAGAUCCCCUGAGUGGAGGAAAUCAGAGGGUUUGUGGAAGUCCUGUAACUUUGAUUAUAGUUACUAUCCACGACCAACAACAGAGUGCAAAUCUUAUGAUUCUCUGCUGGCCUUACCUCAAGACCUGCAGGCUGCCAGAGUGCUCAUCGUCUUCGCCAUCAUUGUCGGGAUCUUUGGAGUCAUAGUUGGUGUUGUCGGGGGCAACUGCACCAACUUGGUGUCAAAUAAGAGGAAAAAUAGCAAAGUGGCUAUAGCUUCUGGAAUUAUCUUCAUCAUAUCAGGUGUCCUGGUGAUCAUUCCAAUCUGCUGGAGCACCAUCACAACUCUCACCAUGGCGAAAACGUCUUACUACGGACCUCCAUUGAUGGGAGCCUCACUCUACAUCGGCUGGGCAUCUGCAGGGCUGCUGUUACUGGGAGGAAGCCUCCUCUGCUUCUUUUGUUCACGCAGUAAUGAGAAUGAAUACUCCAAACCUAGCUCUGUGUAAAAAUAUAUAAAUACUUCUAUAAACUAAAUAAAUUUAAAUGUAUACAGUCUCUAGGGAUCAAGAGAAAUGUUUUAGAAAAGCUUUACUGUAUUUUUCUUGACUGAGUAAAAAAAUAAAGCAUGGAAUGUGACCAAAACAGGCAAAAAUGUUUGCAGUGUAAUUGUGUAAAACAAAUAUUUCUUUUAGUCUCUUUUUAUAUUAUAUCAUAGGUAUAGAAACAGGGGUUUUUCUAGGUAGUCUUCUUCAUUUCAACUUUCAAAAAAGUCUGACAGGGAAACCAAUGUUUUAAGUGUAGGUCAGGUCUGUGAUUACUCUUUCAUCACUGAACUGCUGUCACUGAUUUGUAUCCACGGUGUGAAUAGUGUCCUCAUUUUUCUUUUC
Molecule: messenger RNA, 957 nt
Organism: Maylandia zebra (zebra mbuna)
Lineage: Eukaryota; Metazoa; Chordata; Actinopteri; Cichliformes; Cichlidae
Source: RefSeq, a predicted model, not a curated record